Molecule: messenger RNA, 708 nt
Organism: Micromonas pusilla CCMP1545
Lineage: Eukaryota; Viridiplantae; Chlorophyta; Mamiellophyceae; Mamiellales; Mamiellaceae
Exons: 3
Coding region: 30-620 (196 amino acids)
Biological process (GO): ribosomal small subunit biogenesis; translation
Cellular component (GO): cytosolic small ribosomal subunit
Molecular function (GO): structural constituent of ribosome; rRNA binding
Source: RefSeq, a predicted model, not a curated record
CGCAAGAAAGGACAGACGCAUCGUGCAAGAUGCCGUCGUCGACUUUCUACCGGAGCUACUCCAAGACCUUCAAGAAGCCGCGUCGUCCGUUCGAGAAGGAGCGUCUCGACAAUGAGCUCAAGACCGUCGGCGAGUUCGGUCUUCGCAACAAGCGCGAGCUCUGGCGCGUGCAGUUCGCGCUGAACAAGCUUCGCAACGCCGCUCGCGUGCUCCUCACCCUCGACGAGAAGGACCCCAAGCGGAUCUUCGAGGGCGAGGCGAUCAUGCGCCGCAUGUACCGCUACGGCCUCCUGGACGAGACCCAGGACAAGCUCGAUUACGUCCUCGCGCUCUCCGCGGAUGCGUUCCUCGAGCGCCGUCUCCAGACGCUCGUGUUCAAGCUUGGCCUCGCGAAGUCGGUGCACCACGCGCGCGUGCUCAUUCGCCAGAGGCACAUUCGCGUCGGCAAGCAGAUCGUGAACGUGCCGUCGUUCCUCGUCCGCACGGAUAGCCAAAAGCACAUCGAUUUCGCCCUGAACUCGCCCCUCGGCGGUGGCCGACCGGGCCGCGUCAAGCGCAAGAGAAUGGCGGCGGCCGGGCGGGGUGGCGGCGACGAUGACGCCGAGGAGGAGGACGAAUAAACGCGUCCGAGGCUGUGGGGGUGAUCCGUAGGAUGUUUUCGGUUCUAACCGCGAUAGUUUUGAAAUGUGGACACUUCGCGGUAACGUU